CGUAGUUUCGUCUUAUUUCUUGCCCCUUUGUCGCACCACACAGAGACUGACAGAGCCGAACGGCGAAUAUGGAAGGGAUUGGACUGCGAAGUUGCGGACAGGAUAUUCUCCGUCUCGGAUUUAAAUUACGCGGUGGUAUCGGCGGCCGGAUUCCGAUUCUCCGGCGAGCUAUGGGAAUAAAGAUGAGAGACCGUAGCAAGAACAGGAAACCAUUGCAGAGAGGUCGAAUGCUCAGUAUCGAAGCGAUUCAAGCGGUUCAAGCCCUGAAGCGAGCUAAUCCUCUUCUUCCUCCUCCUUCUCCUUCUUCUUCCUCAGCUCUGGUUGAUCGUGUAAUCAUCUCCAAAUUCCGUCGGCUCUUGAAAUUCGAUAUGGUCGCCGUUCUCAGAGAACUUCUACGCCAAAACGAGUGCUCUCUAGCUCUCAAGGUUUUUGAAGAGAUUCGAAAGGAGUAUUGGUACAAGCCUCAGGUGAGAAUGUACACAGAUAUGAUCACUGUAAUGGCGGAUAAUAGUUUGAUGGAAGAGGUCAAUUAUCUUUACUCAGCUAUGAAAUCAGAAAAGGGUUUAAUGGCUGACAUUGAAUGGUUCAACACUCUCUUGACGAUUCUUUUGAAUCAUAAGCUGUUUGAUCUUGUCAUGGAUUGUUAUGCCUUUAUGCAAUCUAUUGGCUAUGAGCCUGAUAGAGCCUCCUUUAGGAUUCUAGUCUUAGGCCUUGAAUCAAAUGGUGAAAUGAGUUUAUCCGCUAUUGUUAGGAAAGAUGCUCAUGAGUAUUACGGUGAAUCACUCGAGUUUAUCGAAGAAGAGGAAGAAAUCUCUAGUGGGACUGGUGUGUUGAUCUAACAAUGGAGCAAAAACGUUGAGAGAUUGGAGCUCUUCAUGCUUCUAUGUUCAGUCGAGCUCGAGGUUUGAUCAUAUCGUAUACUAAUACCUUCCGAGUAUGCCGGAUGAGAUGAUGCGUUGAUUCUAGUAUCUAAGGUUAGCCAAACCAUAUCAUGUAGGCUUGUAACAUAGAAAUGUUACCGAGUAUGCGAGUUUUGAUUGCCUGAACUAGGAUCUGUUCCAAGUCACUCAAGUCACCAUGUCUAUGGAGACAUUUAUAGCUUCAAAUUCCAUCACAAUUGGAGUUUUGUUAUUUGUAAACCUCUUGUUGAUGUUAUAAGUACACUUUUGAGUAUUCAAAUAUUUAAGCUUGAAGUACCACAA
Messenger RNA from Arabidopsis lyrata subsp. lyrata, 1202 nucleotides. Its product is annotated as pentatricopeptide repeat-containing protein At1g62350. The coding region runs from base 69 to 839 and encodes 256 amino acids. Gene Ontology annotation, biological process: Group II intron splicing; chloroplast organization. The transcript is spliced from 2 exons. The record is from RefSeq and is a predicted model, not a curated record. NCBI's taxonomy places the organism in Eukaryota, Viridiplantae, Streptophyta, Magnoliopsida, Brassicales, Brassicaceae. Gene Ontology annotation, molecular function: protein binding; RNA binding.